Molecule: messenger RNA, 1726 nt
Organism: Annulohypoxylon maeteangense
Lineage: Eukaryota; Fungi; Ascomycota; Sordariomycetes; Xylariales; Hypoxylaceae
Product: cytochrome P450
Exons: 2
Molecular function (GO): monooxygenase activity; heme binding; iron ion binding
Source: RefSeq, a predicted model, not a curated record
CAACACUAAAUCUUCCAUGAUGCCAGGCUUAUUACAACAAAUCGGGGCCUCACUCAACGCAUAUGACAUUCUACGUCUAACCGGCGCCGCUAUCAUUCUCAGUAUUGUCUAUUCAUGUCUUCUUGCCAUAUAUAAUCUAUACUUUCACCCACUGCGACAUAUUCCAGGUCCACCACUAUGGAUUGCGUUUCCAGUCACGCGAGUAGUUGGUAUGGUGCGGGGAACGGCUGACUUUCAAGUGCGCGACGCUCACGAAAAGUACGGCGAUGCUGUUCGAAUCACACCUAACCAGAUUUCUUUCAUCAACGCCCAAGCCUGGAAAGAUAUCUACGGCCAUGGCCAUGCCGAAUUCCCCAAGCAUUACCCACCGGGAAUCACCAUGGACCCUAAAAAAAUCAUAUCGUCUAACGCACAAGAUCAUUUCCGAUACCGAAGGGCAAUGUUGCCUGCUUUCUCCGAUAAAGCUCUCGGACAACAAGAACCGCUGAUUAAAGUCUAUGUCGACAUGCUAGUUGGGCGACUACGCGAAGUAGCCCAAACGGGCAAUCCAACCAAUAUGGUUCAGUGGUACAAUUUCACAACCUUCGACUUGAUCGCAGACUUGGCAUUCGGGACUCCUUUGCAAGGCUUGGCAGAGGGCAAGUCGAACGUUUGGAUCGAUAAUAUUUCGAAGUUGAUGAAGUACUUGCCUAUCCUAGUUUUGGUGGCCGUGUCUCCUGUGCUGGGCCUAUUCUUCAAGCUUGCGGCUGGUUCUUCGGUUCGCAACUCACAAGCCAACCACCUCGCAUAUGUCGCCAAGAUGGUCAACGAUCGCAUCUACCACCGGAAACAAGCUGAUCGAGGCGACUUUAUGGACUACAUCAUGCGCUCUCGCGGGCAAGCUCACGAAUUGACCGAUGCUGAGCUCAUCACAAAUAGCGAUCUGCUAAUGGUCGCCGGAUCGGAAACCACUGCAACGCUCUUGAGUGGCGCAACAUUCUGGAUGCUGAAGAGCCCCCAUGCGCUCAAGAGAGCUACGGAAGAGGUUCGCGCAGCAUUCGAAACGGAGGAUGCUAUCACAUUCAAGGAAGUUAGCGCUAAAUUGCCAUAUAUGAUGGCUUGCUUGGACGAAGCUCUACGACUUUUCCCCCCUGUUCCCAUUCCCCUGGCCCGCUCGGUGCCGGGCAAUCUUCCCGUGCGCAUUGCGGGGUAUCAAAUUCCGGUGAAGACGGUUGUUGGUAUUCAUCACCUCUCAGCUUACCAUUCCGAGCGCAACUUUCACAAGGCGCGGGAAUUCAUUCCCGAGCGAUGGCUUCCCGAGUCUACCACGGACCCCACUUCACCAUUCUACAUGGACCGCCGCGAUGUCCACCGUCCGUUUAGCUUUGGCCCUCGCGACUGUAUCGGAAGAAAUUUGGCGUAUCAUGAGAUGCGGUUAAUCAUGGCUAGAGUAUUAUGGAACUUCGACCUUGCUCUGGAUGAGAAGUGCAGCAACUGGAAUGAGCAGAGAAUCUUUGGCCUUUGGGAGAAGCCGCCUCUAGAGGUGUUCAUUAAGGAACGGAAGUCUGAUUGAAAGACGACGUCCUAGAUUAUGUACCUAUUACUUAGUUACAAGGAACACCCCUCUCACCCUCAACCCUCCGCGGGGUUGAAUUGCUUGGGGUUAGGGUAUAACCCUAACCCCAGCCCAUCUUAGAUCUACAUACUACACUUAACUAGAAUAAAGUACCUACCUCUUCAACUUACA